GGGAAGUGUCCAAGAAAACCAAGCAGGAGGAGGGUCCCUGAAGGUAACAUUGCUGCUUCAAUGAAAUGGUUCAUACGGAUAAACAAACCCCCUCGCAUGGCUCCAAGGAACUAACGUAACUGACAUUACCAGUGACUAUAGAUAUAACUUGGAGUUGUGUCCCAACAUAUCAAAUUAAAGGAUAAUAAGCGAAUCCCGUCGCAAUGAGUCCGCUAUGAGUGGUCCAACCUUGUGUGACAACUGCAUGCUUUAUGUCUGACACAAACCGCAGCCCCCCACUAUUGUCAUCCAAGAAACAAUGGCAGGGCCAGAUGAUCUAUCAACGAAAUUUAGGAGCACUGCAUGCCGUUUUGGAAGCAAAGAAGAAUCGACCUGAGCAGGAAGCACAGCAAAAGCAAGCCAAAAAGGAGCAGAGUUCCAGACAUUAAUGCAAAAAGCAUAGACACUUAAGCAGACCAUACUGCCCCUUUAAAGACAAUGGGCGUUACAGUAAUAUUAAAGCAAGCAGUUGCAUUCGGAGAAAACAAACAAAUCUGGAACGCCUGCUGCUGACACUGUCUGGGAAGACAAAUAGUGAGCAGAGAGUCAAUCAAUUGCAUCAAAAAAAGGAAUUGGAGCUACAAAAUGCCACCUACCUCUUCCACCUGCUAGAGACCCACCAGGAAUUUUUGCACAAAAGACAGAGUGCAACCCAGGAUGGCAGCUGUUUCAGUCAGAUUGUGCCUCAUCUAACAUAGUCUACGACUAGACUGCAAAGAUACAAGAGUGCCUUAUGCUCAUACAAGAAGAAAAUCGAACAAGACCAGAAAACACAAACGCCGGCAUUCAGUGACUUGGCUGUCGUUGAAACCUGCACUGCUGCUGCAAAAGUGGACACCUGUUGGAGCAACUGAAAUUCGUCACCCUCACACUCCCCAUGAAUUGUGGGACAGCCAGCCCUCUUGCCUUGAAAAUUCUCUUCCUUCCAAAAGCGUGGAGAAAAACAUGGCGAAUGGCACAGACCACCGGUUUCUUGUACAGCAGAACUUUGAACUUUUGCGAGCUCUGGGGGAGCUUGAGAAGACUUGCAGCAUACUGAGGGAGGAAAAUAGUCUGCUGCGGAAGAGCGGUGCUCCAGAGACUGAAGAGAAGGUCAAGCGACUAAGGAAGAAGAACACAGAGCUGGCAGUUCUUGCCAAGAGGCUGGAGGAAAGAGCCAGAAAUCUGCAGGAAGCCAACCUCAAAAUGGGUUCCCCAGUCCCUUUGAACGGACGAGAAUUGGAAAAGCUUCUCAGGCAGUCUCAGAUGGAGGUGCUUCGCCUCCAAAGGCAACUGUCUAUCACGUCAUCUACUCGGCGUACAAUCCAUAAUCCUGAUCCUGGUGGAGCAGAGAACUGUGAGAUACCUACUGAGGAAGAGUGUGCGGAAAAAAAGGACAGUGAGUUGACCAAGAAAAGAAAAGAAUGUGAAAGUCUUGAGCAUGAAGUAAAGAAGCGGCAGAGGAAAUGUCUGGAUUUGGAGAGCCGGCUUGAGGAUGAGCAGGCCAAAAAUGCGCAACUAAAGGAGGAGGCAGAUCUCCUCAGGAGGAAGACACAGCUGCUCAAACAGAAUCGAGUUGAGAAUGAUGAGCUGAGGGAAGAACUCUCUAAAGUGACCGCUCAACACAAUUACGUUCUCGAGGAGAACCAGCGACUCUGUGCCAAACUGGAGAACCUAGAGCAGGUCCUAAAGCGUAUGCGAGACGUCGCUGAGCGAAGGCAGCAGUUGGAACUGGAACAUGAGCAGGCUCUGGCUAUCCUUAAGUUCAAGCAGGAUGAAAUCAAGCGCUUACAACGAGCUCAGUUAUUUGCCAGGAGGGAACAUGAAGGGGUGGUUCAGGUGCUGGAGAGUACACUGGACUGCAUGCAGUCAAAGGUACGAGAUCUGGAGGAGAAAUGUCGCAGCCAGAGUGAACAGUUUGGCUUGUUGUCCCAAGAGUUGGAGAACUUUCGACUUCAAGCCUCAAAGGCCGACUUUGCUGGGUCAGGCCUUCUUAGCAAUUCCAGUUUUUCUGUUCUGACCAAUGGAGUGGGCCUGUCCUGCGAGCAAGAUGUUGCAGCUGCACUACAGAUGGGGACUACCCCACACACUGGGGGUCUGCCCAGGGUGGAGCGCUCCCCUGUCACCAAACACAGAGAGCUUCCCACCAUCAGUGUCAGCAAGUCAGCCUCAUCCUCAAGCAAGUCGGAGACUACAAACGUCACCUCCAAGUCUAACACCAAUCUUACUCCACAUAAGUCAAGCCCAGCACAUGAGGUUGACACCGCUAGUGAAGUGGAGGAACUGGACAUUGACAUGGCCCUCGCACCUUACACAGCCAGCAGAGGAACAGCCAAGCUCCAGGUUUUUAUUGCACGAUACAGCUAUAAUCCUUAUGAUGGCCCUAAUAAUAACCCUGAAAUGGAACUACCACUCACUGCUGGAGAAUACAUCUAUGUGUAUGGAGGCAUGGAUGAUGACGGCUUCUAUGAAGGUGAGUUAAUGGAUGGAAGAAGAGGGUUGGUCCCCUCUAAUUUUGUGGAACGCCUUUCGGAUGACGAUGUAAUGGGCUCUCACCCUGAGGAGACGAGUGACAUGUCCCACAACACCUUGCUAAACAGCAGUUUGCACAGUGCCAGCAACCAGCAUCACCUCCACACAGGUGUACAUGCCUCAGAGAGGACGGAGGCCUCUUCUGCCUCUGGCCCCGCCUCAGCCUCUUCCAAUUCGGCCUUGGCUGUCUCAGCCCCCCUCACCAAUGGCCUGGACUUGGAUUUGGAGGAGAUGGAAGUGGACACUGUGCCUUACCCUCGUAAGCUCAAACUCAUCAAGCAGCUUGCCAAGAGCAUCAUCAUCAGCUGGGACCCUCCACUGGUGCCGGCUGGGUGGGGCAACGUGUGGAGCUAUAAUGUGUAUGUGGACCAGGAGCUACGGCUUAAUGUGCCCUUCGGUGCCCAAACCAAAGCUGUGCUAGAGAGGCUUGACAUCAACCUCAAGGCCUACCGUGUAUCUGUGCAAAGUCUGACAGAGAAGGGCCUCUCAGACCAGCUGCGCUGCAGCAUGCUGAUUGGCCGUGACAUAUGUGUGGCACCUACACAGCUGCGUGUGGACAGCAUCACUGCCACCUCUGCCAGCCUGUCCUGGCUGCCCUGCAACAGUAACUAUGUGCACAUUGUGUCCUUGAAUGAGCAAAAGUGUGAGCUGGUGAAGGCUGGAUGCUAUUCGCUGUGCCUCAACAACCUCUUACCCAGCCUGCAGUACACAGUCAAAGUGGAGGCACGGCCACAUCGCACAGCAUGGGAGUUACCUGUGGAGCGACGUGAACACAGAAGUGCUACCAUCAAUUUCAGCACGUUAACGGCAGGUCCUCCUGAUGCUCCACUGGAUGUACAGUUGGAGCACGGUCCUUCCCCAGGGAUUGCCCUUAUCAGUUGGCUGCCAGUCACUAUUGAUAAUGCUGGAACCUCCAAUGGAGUCCAUGUCACUGGGUACACCAUAUAUGCAGAUAAGAAAAAGGUGCUAGAGGUGUCCUCCCCAACAGCCGGCAGUGCUCUGCUGGGACCCUCCCAAAUCCAAUCCCUGCAGACAGCUCAGGAACUUAUUGUCAGGACAAUGUCUGCCCACGGGGAGUCCUGUGACUCUUUUCCAGUUAAUGUGCCCUCCAAGCUUGCCGCUAUCAUGGCUGGCCCCGCUGCCGCCACCCUGGUAGUACCAACCCUUGCCUGCACCCCUGUUAGACCCACAAAUCUAUCCAGGCAGCUUACUUUUGAGAACUCUUCUGCCAAAGUCUCCAUGUUGCCCGACACAAUACCACCAGAAAGACCCAUUACUGGCCUCACAGUGGAUGAUGUUGCCAACUGUCUUCAUAUGCCACCCUCAGAGGCCUUUGUGUCAUCAGCCUCAUUUGCGAAGGCAUGGACCAGCCCUCUUAGUGCUGCUUCCAUGGCUGCAUGUGAAGCCACAUUACCCGUUACCUCCACAGUCACACCAGUGAUGAAUCUGACACCCCCCACCUCCUCAGCUCUCCAACCAUCUCCUGUAAUAAAACCUGUGCCUGCAGCAACAACGGUGACACAAGUGGUCGCGUUAGAGCAGCGCACCGACAGCCCUGGAACAAUGCGUCCUUUCCCGUCCAUUACAGAAUUCAUUGAGGAGCCCUGUGCCAUACAUGGAACCCCAGAGCGCAUUCCCACACCGCCUAAAACCCAGAUUACAGACCUACUGAACCCACAAGACACUCUAAUCCUUCGACCUCCCAGUACUUCAUCACUGGACUCUGAGGUUGACGAGGAACUCGAGAACAAACGCUUGGUUUCCAUUGAGGAGUUCUUGAGGCAGGACCAUGACCCACUGUACAACAAGAUGCAGGAGGUUUGUAGCAGAGGGCUAGUGGAGCAUCUCACUGACAACAUUCGAUCAGAUCUGUUUGACAUCCUCGAAGAGGAAGAAGAGGACCUAAAUUCUGAUCACUUUAGGGAAGCAUCAACCAGGGAAUACACAAUCAUAGCUAACAGGUUACGCAAAUCCGAGCCUUCAGAUAGUGAUGAAGAUAUUCUUGAAAGAAUUCUCAAGUUGCCCCCUCAGGUCUACCACAACAAACAGCUGUUCAGCAUUCCUGAGGUAACAGAGGAUGAAGACGGUUUUCGGGAAGAACCUUUACCUCAUCGCAUACAGGUUCAGUUGAGGCCCAGCCACCUUCACCCCAGAGACACAGAACAACUCCAUCAUGUUUCGCAACGUCACCCUCCAUACUCCAACCCUAACUUUCCCCCUCAGCACCACCACUUUAACAGUGAUCCCAGAUCCCUAACCAAAGAGCCUUUAUUGAGGCGAGGACCCUUACAAGUGAAGCCCAAGUUGCAGUACAGAGUCCACUAUUCAGAUGGAGAAAACACUGUAAAUUAUCCUAGUGAAAAAUUAGUGUGUUUAUGUGAAGGUCCGACCAACAGGCGUGUGUCUGUUCACUGUCCUCCCCAGUCCACUCCCAACAAACACAGGAUACCACUUAGAGGUUUAGAGGACCGCCUUAGGAGGGAGGCCAUGCUUAGGAGUCAGAUGGUAGCAGGUUAUGAGCCUACUACACCAAGACCUUACCCAAUCAGCAAAUUAGUACGUCCUGUAAGGUCACCCAUUAGUGGAGGGAUGGCGAUUGAUGUGGAGUACGGUACAGAUGACGUCAAUAAACCAGGAGCGUGCACUUCAGGAGAGGUGGUGAUGGAACAGCUGAGCUCAGAGUGGUGGAUCGAGGGGUCUGAAAUGGAGCAUAUUGGACCCUCCUACCACCAGGGGAAAAAGGCAGAUUCCUUGGAGCCCCAUCAGCUAUCAAGAUGUGAGGCAGUUCCAUUGUGGGUGCAUGAUUCCGAGCAAACAUCUAAACCAGUUGUUUUGGAAAGCAAGCGGCUCAAAGGUUGUUUCGAAUCACCAAAGACAAAAGGAGACACACGCAUCUUUGUAGCCCUCUUCCCCUAUGAUCCUGCCACCAUGUCACCUAACCCGGAUGCUUCCGAGGAGGAGUUGCUGUUUAGAGAGGGACAGAUCAUCACAGUUUAUGGCGAUAAAGACUCAGACGGGUUCUACCAAGGGGAGUCUGGUGGUCGUUUGGGAUAUGUUCCUUGCAACAUGGUGUCUGAGAUACAGGUAGAGGAUGAGGAAACACGGCAGCAAAUAUUGCAGCAGGGGUUCUUAUCUACAGAGGCCUCCAUGGAGAAGAUAGAUCCAAGCCAGGUAGCUGCUACAUGUGCAAAGGGAAAGCCAGUCCCAGGAUCUCGCAAGAUGGUGGCAAUUUUUGAUUACGAUCCACGAGAAAGCUCCCCCAACACUGAUAUAGAGGUUGAGUUGACCUUCAGUGCCGGAGACGUCAUCAAUGUGAUUGGCGACAUGGAUGAAGAUGGCUUCUUCUAUGGUGACUUGCAUGGACAACGAGGGUUGGUGCCCUCCAAUUUCCUGCAGGCUUUUCCAGAGAAUGCCCCAGCCGAAGAUUUUUCAGCUCAGCCUGCACAAGAACACAAGAAAGACUCACAGAGAACUUCAUCCACAGAACCGCAGGAACCGGAUCUCUAUUCAAUCCAAGACACUUUUAAUCUACAACCAGAACCUGCCCUACCGAAUCGACUAGCGCACGUAGACCCACUUCCCCAUCUUCAACUUCCUGGCAGAACCACAUCAGACCUGGUUCCAGUGCAGGCCUCUCCUCCAACCCCCCAGCUGCAGACUGACUCCGCUACACAGGGCAAGAAGAAGAAAAGAGGAAUUUUCUCCAAAGGCAAGAAACUGUUCAAAAGAUUUGGAUUCAGCAAGAAAGAAUGAAAGGCAUGAUGUCUAAUUUGAGUCUUGAUUGCAUUUUAAGCACUUUCGUCAUCUUCACUGUUAAUCUCAGUCUGUGCAAUUAGUGGCUAUCAGAUUUAAGAAGUACAAUAUAUAUUAAAACUUAUACUUUAACUGGAAAUGGUAGAUUAACUGUAGAAUUGUGCAAGCCCAUAUUAAUGACUCAAUCAGGCAUUAAUAAUCUGUAGUUAUCUUUCUGGUUCUCUCAUUUUUGGAGAAAUCCACAGGCCAGGACUGGACCCGCAGCAACUGCAUGGAACACCGCACUUAUGGCUACACUUACAGUAAAGUGCAGAACCUAGACUUUAAUAUUCAUUAUAAUAGAAUGGCCUGCCUUGUAGUCUCUUCAAUACAAAGCAGUACUCCAGCAAAUACUCUUGGAACUUGAAUACCUCUACAGUACAGUAUAGUCAAGAUUCCAGGAUUCAAGUUGGAGAAGUCUGAUCUGAUUAUCAUCCUGGCUGUCAAUUCAUUUGACAUUAAACCAUCGGAUAUUAAGAGAGACAGAGUUAAGUACGUGCUGAGGCACCCGUGUGAGUAUGUUUAGAGGAUAAUUUAAUGCGUUCAUUUUUAAAGACAAAUUGUUUUAUAGAGUAAGUGAAGUGAAUUAUAUUUAUAUAGCGCUUUUCUCAAGUGACUCAAAGGGCUUUACAUUGUGAAACCCAAUAUCUAAGUUACAUUUUUAAACCAGCGUGGGUGGCACUGGGAGCAGGUGGGUAAAGUGUCUUGCCCAAGGACACAACGUCAGUGACUUGGAUGGCGGAAGCGGGAUCUAACCUGCAACCCUGAAGUUGCUGGCACAGCCGCUUUACCAAUCAAGCUAUACCGCCCCAAGUAAGGGAUCAUUCUUAUCUGCUUACAAUUUUGGCUAUCACUAGAAAGCGACCGCUGCUUGCUGGUGUGAUCUCAUAGCUGGCCAUAUUUUGACCUCCCACAUCUCUUAUUAUAUAUUUUUUUUCUGCACACAAGAAUAUUUUCCUCAUAGUGUUGGGAAGAUGUUUCUACAUGGCAGAACGGGGUUGUCAGGACGCGCCACUGUCAGACAAGAAGCUUUACAUGCUAUCGCGCGCCUCAUGCCAGUGGUAUCUUGCAGUCGACCGGGUGGAACUUGGACACACGCACAGUCUCGCCCUAGAGGUGUAGCACUUUUUUUUCCCAAAAGUUAUGAUCUUUCCACAGGUUCAUAUAAGAAACUUUAAGACUUUCACGUCCUUUAUUUAGUCAGGUUUGAUGUUUUUCACAGCACAGAACUGAGGGCCUCACCAAACAAUUAAAUCUCUACCGCAUUUAUUUGUUUAUCAGAGUGGUUUAGUUUCUUUUUGAGGUGGUAAAAGUUGUAAAUGAGAUUUCUGUUUUGUUCACUUUAAGGAAAGACGGUAAUGUAUUUAUUUUCCUGUUUUGUUCACUUUAAGGAAAGACGGUAAUGUAUUUAUUUUCUAAGUAUCUGAAAGUAUCUCCUUAUAACAGCUAAAUUAAAAUCAUAUGACGUUAUAUACCAGUGACCAGUGUUGGUAAGAACGGUGUUACAAUGUAACGUUGUUACUAACGGUGGUAUUUUUUCAUUACUGAGAAUGUGAAGUGGCAAGUUACUACAGUUUGAUUGAAUGACGCACAAAGUGUUAGUUUUUAGUUACACAUCCUCUGCAUGCAGAGCGCAAGGGUAGGGAUGACAAAAUUAUCGGCAGUUGCAGAGAAUUCAGCUGAAAAAGGGACACAAUACACAAGUAUCAUCUUCCCUCAUCGCUGUUCCUCGGCUGUCAGUUUCAGGGUCCGUGAGUCCGCGCCCACACCGACACACACAGCCCUAAGUAGUCGACAAAAAUGUUGACAUAAACGAAAUCCAAUAAUAUUAGGUACAAAAAAAUGUGUAUUUCUCUCUGUAAUUUAGUUGAGAAUACAAAAACUUUGAGGCAUGAUGCAGCUGACAAAAUGAAAACUAAUUUGAGAAUAAUGUUUUUGUUUUAUUCAUAAGACUAUUGUACUUUUCAGUUUUGUAAAUGUUGACUAUUGUGUGUGAAGUCCUUUCCAAGGUUCAAUUAAAUUUAAAAAUUAGGCCAUCUAGUUAAGAUAAACGUUGUGAUGGUUGAGAAAAUGGGGAUGAUGGAAAAAUGGGGAUGAUGGAUACUUUAUUUUAUUUAUUUUACUUUUAUUAUUUAGUUUUCCCCCCGAUGGAUACCUAGCUCAAUAUGGUCAAGGGGUUGCGUACCUCAGUGACCUUAAGAGCAGGUCUGAGGGCCGAGGCCGAAGUGCAAUCCACUUCUCUAGGUUGGAGUUGAACACAUACUGUAGCAAACAACCAAAUUCAAUAAAGAAGGAAACAAUGUUUCUUAGAGCUGUGAAGCUUUGGACACAAUUCGAUUCAAUUCUUAGGAGGAACAAUUUGAUUCAGAAUCGAUUCUCGAUUCACAACAAUUUAUUUAUUUAUUUUUUAUCAUAUCUACAAAAUAUAAAUUAUUUAAAUGGUUCCUGCAUCCUUUGAUUUUUAAGUACGUGGCUCUUUGUGGAGUGACUUUGGAUGGCUUUGCAUUAAGUUAUAUUAGUCACACUGAGUGCAGUCAUCAUAAGCUGCCAGAGACAGUGAUGGUAUGCAAUACAAGAUUGUGUGUGUGUGUGCGUGUGGCGCGCGUGUGUGUGCCCAAAGCAAAUGCUUUCCUAAAAUAUUAACACAGGAACUGUUGAUGUUUUAAGAUUUACCCAUGACCUAAUUGAUGCAUACGAAUUAUUUUGAAUGCAGUAUGCGAUAGGAUGCAUGGUGCUGUUCUCAUGAGCAUUUUGCAAAAAGUAACAUUAGAUAGGAAAAAUCAUGUAUUUCGUUUAUUUAGGAGCAUUCUUCAUUUCAAUAGUAACAGUGUUUUUAGCCCAAGAUGUCAAACCUAUUUUGUUUCUAAAAAGAGUGCAGCAUGUGGGGAUUUCCACCAACACAAAGUGCUUGCAAACUGAAACUGAUGCAUUCAUUCUGACUCCCAUUCUUAAAUUAACGCAACACACGUUAGUGGAAACUUCCAACAUACCUCAAACUUUCCUUGCUAUAAUGCAGCACAGCUAACUCGUGUAUAUUUCAGUUCAAAUGAAAAAUAAGACAAAUAAGACCAUACUGAUUUCUUGUGAGAACUUGUUUUCUUGAAUGCUUUAGCAUUUCGGAAGGUCACUUGCUAGAAAAAAAAAAUGGAGUGUACUUUUGUUUUGUUUUGCAGCUGUACGGUUAACAAUUUUGAAAACAGCUGCUGUUGUAUCUGCUGUUUCUUUUGGCUUCGCUAUUUAAACAUUUAGUUGUCCCCUGCGUUAUAUGUUGUCAUACAUAUUUGAAGCUAUACCAUAGCAACGCAAUACAAUCCAAUUGUAUCUUUUAUGGAUGUUGUGUGUAGCAUCCAGCAGUGCAAUUGAAUUGCAUGUGCAAAUUUAUCACUAUUACUGUUGUAACUACUCAGGUUUUUACUUGUAGCAUAGCAUCCUGUAGAGCAGGGGUCACUAACCUUUUUGAAACCAAGAGCUACUUCUUGGGUACUGAUUAAUGCGAAGGGCUACCAGUUUGAUACACACUUAAAUAAAUUGCCAGAAUUAGCCAAUUUGCUCAAUUUACCUUUAACUCUGUGUUAUUAUUAAUAAUUAAUGAUAUUUAUCUUUGUGGAAACACUGAUCAUCUUAAUGAUUUCUCACAAUAAAUAUAUAUAGAAACAGAUAAAUAUCAAAAUGCAACACUUUAUUUUUAUACUUUCUUUAAGUGCACAUUUUUCAAAUUGAACAUUUUCAAAUGAUCACUUCUAAGACAGUCUUGUGAAAUUAUAAAAGAGGAGAAAACACGAAAAAAAUGAAAAUUAAAUUUUGAAACAUAGUUUAUCUUCAAUUUCGACUCUUUAAAAUUCAACCGAAAAAAAGAAGAGAAAAAAUAGCUAAUUCGAAUCUUUUUGAAAAAAAUAAAAAAAGAAUUUAUGCAACAUCAUUAGUCAUUUUUCCUGAUAAAGAUUAAUUUUUGAAUUUUGAUGACAUGUUUUAAAUAGGUUAAAAUCCAAUCUGCACUUUGUUAGAAUAUAUAACAAAUUGGACCAAGCUAUAUUUCUAACAAAGACAAAUAAUUAUUUUUCUAGAUUUUCCAGAACAAAAGACUUUGAAAUAAGAUUUAAAUUUGAUUCUACAGAUUUUCUAGAUUUGCCAGAAUAAUUUUUUUUAAUUUUGAUCAUAAUAAGUUUGAAGAAAUAUUUCACAAAUAUUCUUCGUUGAAAAAACAGAAGCUAAAAUGAAGAAUUAAAUCAAAAUUAAUUUAUUAUUCUUUACAAUAAAAUGAAAAAAAUACUUGAACAUUGAUUUAAAUUGUCAGGAAAGAAGAGGAAGGAAUUUAAAAGGUAAAAAGGUAUAUGUGUUUAAAAAUCCUAAAAUCAUUUUUAAGGUUGUAUUUUUUUUUUUUCUCUAAAAUUGUUUUUCUGAAAGUUUUAAGAAGCAAAGUAAAAAAAUAAAUGAAUUUAUUUAAACAAGUGAAGACCAAGUCUUUAAAAUAUUUUCUUGGAUUUUCAAAUUCUAUUUGAAUUUUGUCUCUCUUAGAAUUAAAAAUGUCGAGCAAAACGAGACCAGCUUGCUAGUAAAUAAAUACAAUUUAAAAAAUAGAGGCAGCUCACUGGUAAGUGCUGCUAUUUGAGCUAUUUUUAGAACAGGCCAGCGGGCGACUCAUCUGGUCCUUACGGGCUACCUGGCGCCCGCGGGCACCGCAUUGGUGACCCCUGCUGUAGAGCCUUGCUUUAAAAGGUGAUCAAAUGUACAAAAUGCCAAACUCCAUUGGUACUUUUACUGUGAAGGAGAGCUGCAAGGCAGAGGAAUCUAGUCUGCCUCGCUUUUAGCUUGUCAUUGCUCAUUAGUGUUGCUCAAAGGAACAUGACAAUGCCAAGAUUAAAAAGGGAGUUGCAAGUGUGGACACUUUAGUUGUACAGUAUUGUACAGGCUGACGCUGAAAUUAGCUAUUUAUGUUUUAUUUUUUUACGAAAAAUAUUUUUCCUGUUAUGGAAUUUACAGCCUUGAAUUCACAACUCUUCUCUAUUCUCUACCUGCUGUUUAGUUAGUAUUGCUAUGCAUAGCAUUCAUAUACAGAUCAAGUAGUAUUUAGCCUUACAGUACAAUAAGACGUAUAGUCUUCUUAUGUUGUUUACAGGAUGUUUAUUGAUUGCAUGAAUACCAAUGGUAUACCCGUCUUUGGCCUUAUUUAUUACAUAUUUAUAUUUUUAUUGGGUCUACAAUGUCAAUUGUAGGUUGUUGUGAUGCAAUGGAGAGGAAGUAAAGUAGGAGUUAUUGUAUAUACUGAAUGGAUAUAUUACACUCAUUCUCUCCCUGCAUUAAUUUUUUUAAAUCUUUUCAUAUGAUUAAAAAAAAAAAGAGUAUAUGUAAUGUAUUUGUCCAUGCAUUGUUGAUGGGGGGGAACCUGACGGUGUCCUGUGAUGGUUGCUGUUUACUUCAAAUAAAGUAUGUCUAUUUUCACAUAAAAUAAAAGCCCACCAAAUGUGUUAAAAACUGAUG
This is a messenger RNA of Nerophis lumbriciformis (worm pipefish), 11820 nucleotides long. RefSeq names its product TSPO associated protein 1 (gene tspoap1). Lineage: Eukaryota; Metazoa; Chordata; Actinopteri; Syngnathiformes; Syngnathidae. Gene Ontology annotation, molecular function: protein binding. The record is from RefSeq and is a predicted model, not a curated record.